ACAUCAGGAAUACUUUUUUAUUCCAAUCUAAGCAGUCUCUAAGUUUUAAAUUCAAUCAAAUUUGUUGUACCAGAACCAGAACUCAACUCAGCUAAGGGUUUUCUUAAGAAAAAUGGCGAUUUCAUGUGCAAGUCUGAGCGAUGAGACGGCAAACCAGAUUCUCUUAAAAUUAUCAGUUAUCUCCGGCUCUUCGGAAGGCGGCGAGUUUAGAGCCGCACAAAGCAACGGCGCUCCAUCCAUCGAAUUAGACGACGACAAUCCAAAGAGCUUAUCGGAAAGUGAAUCAGAUGAAAGCGAUGAAGCCUUUCCAGAUUCGAUUGAAGGGCGCUCCGCUACAGCGUAUUUAAAUUACAUGCGGGAAUGCAAACGCCGUUUUGGAGCCAUGUACCACGGACAGAAGGCUGUGAAAGUGGCGGCGCAGCGUUGGCGGACAAUGUCCCCAGAGCAACGAUCCCGCUACCGUAGGGCUGGCUAUCGGUCUGCAAGCUCCAUAACAGCGAUUAAGCAAGGCACAGAACAGGAUGCUUUAACCAGCGAGACAAUUUGUAUAGUGGAUCCUUCUGAUUCCUCCCUGGACGAAGAGGAAUGUGGCAAGAAGCACAAGCUCGGCUGUGGUAAGCCUAAGCGCAAGAAGUCGAGUUGUGGAAAGCGCAGACGCAAGAAGUCCGCUUGCAAAAAGCAAAAGCUCAAGAAGUUCUGCCGCAAGCCCAAGAAGGGCAAGAGGACCUGUUGACAAAAACGUAAAUUCACACAACGUGCGGAACGACGGGUUGGACCAGGACGACGAUCACCUGAAGAUUAUUAUAACGAUAUAUAGAAAGAUAUAGAAAUAAAUCCUGAAAAAAAAUUCUAAA
Drosophila obscura is the source of this 854-nucleotide messenger RNA. RefSeq names its product histone-like protein 18C. Bases 113 to 733 code for a protein of 206 amino acids. Gene Ontology annotation, biological process: spermatogenesis; sperm DNA condensation. NCBI's taxonomy places the organism in Eukaryota, Metazoa, Arthropoda, Insecta, Diptera, Drosophilidae. The transcript has 3 exons. The record is from RefSeq and is a predicted model, not a curated record.